AUGAUAAAAUUUGCUUUUUAGGCCACCGGAUCAGUUGAGCUUGUUGCCUGUAUUGAAUCCAACAAGAAGCUGCAACAAAGUCAAAGAAAUGGGUUAAGGACUAAGGUUCUUCCCCUCAUGGCAUACUUGGAAAUAACUCGAUCCAGUAGGUCUACCCCACCCACACAUUGAUUGUAUUGUUUUAUGGCGUGAGGUCUAGGUAUUUCAAUAUAUCUCUUGUCUUUUUUUGACCAACGACGACAGUUUUCGAUGGGUUGUACCCCAUGAGCAGUAGAUAAAAAGUGAAUAGGUUUAUUAUCAAACCACUUGACAAGGGAUAUCACUCCAUCAUUUCUUACCGUUUGGUUAUAAGAACCUCUCUGUUUUCUGAGCUCUAAAUCUUUUUUCAGUCUUACAUUUUUAGAAAUACGACUAGCCAUAAUGGUUCCGGACGCUAAAAUGCUACGAUGUUUCAACAGUGCAUCAAACAAAGCUGUUGAGGUGAAAUAGCGAUCCAUAUAGAUAUGCGUUUUCUCUGGUAGGGUAUCAGCUAAAUUCAACACAACUUUACCGCCAACAUCCAGCUUUUCAGGCAUAGGGACUUUGUUUGACUUUAUGUUUCUACAUUAUCCUUCGUAUAGUAAAAAGUCUAAAGGCAAGCCGUUUAUUGACGUCAUAACGAAAUUUUUUAUGCCUACAGUAUUAGGCUUGCCUUUGACGUAUUGUCUCAUAGCAACAUGACCUUCAAAGGGAAUAUUUUGCUCAUCGAUACUGACACUGGCCGGUCUUUCAUACUGCAAACAUUUGCUGCGAAUUUUAUCACAGAGAGUCCUAACUUUCCAGAAACGAUCUUUUUCCUUUACCUCUGUUGUAACAGUAUUUUCAUCUACCAUUCUAAGAUUGUUCCGAAGAUGGUAAAAUCUGUCUCUUGCAAUGUUAUCGGCCACAAGUGGAUAUCUUGUACGGGACUCCCAAGCCAUUCUAAGUCGUGGAAAACCUAACAAGGACAGAAUAAUACUGGCUCCAAAAAAUUUCUUCACUUCUUUGGUAGAAGUCUGCAGAUCUUUUCCAUUGCGAGACAUGUAAGUAGUGUUAGAACUCAACGCGAGCUCUUCAAAGAAGGAGUCAUCAAAAUAUUGACUAAAAUAUUAAAACGUGUUUCCAACAGUGGGUAAUACGUCUUCAAGGUCUGCGUAGAUUUAUUGAAUAAGAGGUGGGUCGAAAUCAUCCUUGUGGCGCCAUUUUGGAUAUCUUUCACGCAAUUGGGAGAAUGGAAUGUUACUCUCUUCAUCAUCAUCAUCAUCAGAUGACUGCUCCUCAUCUGACAGUCAAGGAGUCCUGGAGGGGCCUGCUAUGAGUUCUUCAUCGUCGUUGUCGUUUUCGAUGUCCAAAUCAGAGUUUUCAGAAUCAAAAUUGACCAAAUAGUUCUCAAUUUCUCUUUCUGAUAACGCUGGAAUCCAAAACAAAUAAAAGAAUAAUAAAACAUUAUUUGUAUCAAAACGACGUCGUUGAAUCCAAAGGUAUCAUAUUGGAUACACAACUAAAAUGACCCCACAGACAAGUAUUUCUUAGCCACAAACUUAUUUCUGACGUCAUAAGGUAGAUAGCUUAGUAAUUAUGUAAAUACAAUCAAAAUACUGCCGAUUUCCACUAAAACAAAAUAAAACUUACCAUCACGAUGUCCCGACAUUGUAACGGUUCACGACCAAUGACUUUGACAAGCUGCUGUUAAAAAGUUUACGUCUCAGUGUUGCCAAUUGAUUUUUCUUAGAACUGCUAAAUCAUAUCAUAUGUGAUAGCUUCGGUUGUUACACGAUCGCAUGAUAUAGAGCGCAGAAAAAAAUUAUAACCGUAGGUAUCAAAUAUGAUACCUAGGGACUGAAGAGGAUAGUAUCAUGGCUUUCAACUUGUAGAGGCGGUGUAGGAAUAUUCACAUUCUCAUAACGUCACAUGAGUGUCUUAAGAGGUAACUGAGAACUGAGAUAGAAUUUCUCGAUACCAGUAAAAACGGUUUCUGGUUCUCUUCACUCAGCAUACGAAACACAGCAGCAUUCUGUGAGAGGGUACUUCUCCUGUUGUGCCGACCCAUUUCUGCUGCAACCGUUUUAGUUAAUACGUUAGCGCAAUAUUACUAAAACAUUACUAGCACCCAAAUGUAUUAUCUUCACUUAUCUGUAAUAAUAAAUUUGUUUUAGAUUUUAAUCAAGAAAGCUUAACAGAGGAGUACAGUAGCUGCAGUCCUUUGGACUGUGACCAGUCAUGUCGUCGCAUUGGUUUCCCUGGUGGGGCAUGUGUGAAUGGCAAAUGCAAAUGUGAUAUCAUGUUAAGUCUCACAGACUUGAAUCUUCUUAGCAACAAUCUCAGAAUCGGCAGUUGUAUCACACAGUCGUGCGAGCACUCGUGUCAAAUACUUGGUUUUGUUGGAGGCAGGUGUAGUGGUGACAUUUGUCAAUGCAUAUACAGAAUACACUUAAAAGAUUUUAAUCAAGAAAGCCUAACACAGGAGUACAGUAGCUGCAGUCCUUUGGACUGUGACCAGUCAUGUCGCCGCAUUGGUUUCCCUGGUGGGGCUUGUGUGAAUAGCAAAUGCAAAUGUGACAUCUUGUUAAGUCUUAAAGAUUUUAAUCAAGAAAGCUUAACACAGGAGUACAGUAGUUGCAGUCCUUUGGACUGUGACCAGUCAUGUCGCCGCAUUGGUUUCCUUGGUGGGGCUUGUGUUAACGGCAAAUGCAAAUGUGAUAUAAUGUUAAGUCUUAGAGAAUCGGGUAUGGAUGGCGCAAUUAAUUCUUUUAAAACAUGCAACGCAAACGAAUGUGAUCAAAAAUGUCAACGUUUUGGUUAUCCCGGCGGUGCCUGCCUUAAUAAUGAAUGCAAUUGUUACAUGUUGAAAAAGGAAUCAAAUACUGUAACGCAAUGGACUCAAAAUUUUCUAAGAAGUUGCAACCCUCUUGGAUGUGAGCAACAAUGUCGCCGUAGUGGUUUUCCGGGUGGCGCCUGCGUUAAAGGAAAAUGCAAAUGUGACAUCUUGCAAAAGUUCAGAGAUGAACUUGGUGACUUCCUGACGAUUAAUACCUGUAACAAUUCAAUUUGUAAUCGCAUGUGUCAGGAAAUGAACAACCACAGCGGCAUGUGCUUGGGUGGCGACUGCAAAUGUUUCUAAUUAUAUGUUAUUUUGAGUUACAUAAAGCUUUUAGUUUUAAGCCAGUUUCCCUGAACGAAACAUGCAAAAUAUACCAAAUCAACUAGUUCAGUUUUUACUGAAGAAUUUAAUAAUAAUUAAUCUACAUAAAUACGUUUUUCGUUAUGCUUAGGCUUUUGAAUUUCUUACUUUUGUUGUUACACAAAUGCAAGAUUUUGAUUAUAAAUGUCAUGUCAUGUUGUUUUUAUAAAAAUAUUACUCUAUUAAAUUAAACUAUUUUUUAAUUGCU
Molecule: messenger RNA, 3407 nt
Organism: Parnassius mnemosyne (clouded apollo)
Lineage: Eukaryota; Metazoa; Arthropoda; Insecta; Lepidoptera; Papilionidae
Source: the annotation of a GenBank genome assembly